AGACAACACAUAAUUUGUUCAUGAAUUGUUGCUAUCCCCGAAAGAAGAAACAUGCCAGUCUUUUAUGUCCCAGCCAGUGAAACACCAAAGAAACAACACAGGCUUCAACAGCAGUAUAGUAUUGAUGAACGAAAGCUCAUGUCCGAUAUUUUGUACGAAGAUCUGAGCAGUAAACGAUCUACAGUUAAGUUUGACAGAGAUGAAAGGCGUCUUAUAGCGGAAAUCACUCGACAGAAAGAUUUGGAAUCUAAAGUUGAGCAAUCUAAACAAUUUGAUGAGAAACGUCAACAAAAUCUGGCGAAGCGAGACGAAAUAGAAGCAGAAAAGAAAGCUCGCGCUCAAGAGAAAUUAAGACGGUCGCUUUCAACAACAAAACCAGAUCUGGUAUCGGAAACUGUGAAAAGAUAUGAAACAAAACGUUCAGAAGUGCUAGAAAGAAUUCAGAAAAAGGAAAAGGAGAAGAAAGCGAAAUUAGAUAAAGCAAUGAAUAGGGAAAAGCCAAACUUUUCUACCCUUGUUACAAAAAUAUACGACGAGAAAAGAGCGGGAGUGUUGGAACGGAUUCAAAAGAAACAAGAGGAAACUAAACUAAAAUACGAACAAAAAAUAAACAAAGCGGUUCCUGAUAAAUCUGCAAUGAUUCCAGAUAUAGCAAAAAGUUAUGACAAUCGAAGGGCGGAAGUCUUGGCAAGAUUAAAACAAAGCGAAGACGAGAAGAAAAUGAAGAUAGAAAAGAAAUUAGAACGCGUUGAAAAUGCGCACCAAAGGUAUAAGGAGAAUAUGCUGUUCAUCCGAGAAAAAUCUGUAAUGGGCAGAACAUUUGAUUUUGAUAAUAUUAAAGAAGGAAGUGCACAGUCGAGUGACGAUGAAAAGAACGACCAAGAUUCUGGAAUAAGUCUUAAUAAGUCAUAUCAAGAUACAGAUUCACAGGGUGAUAGCUGUGACAGCCAACAAAGCACCAACAGGAGCAAGAGCCGCCUAAUGUCUAGCUAUGGUUCAUUUAGUAAGAGAUCAGUUCUGCCUCCGAUUGAAUGAAACUAAGAUUACAGUUGUGUUCUUAGACUUCGCUACACGUGCUUACAGUGACCAUUUCAUUACCUUUCUUUUUGCUAGCUAUAUAUCACAAUGCAGAUAGACCGACAAUUUCAGAAUGGCAAAUGGAACGCUGUUAUCGUUUAGGAGUGUUACCUAUAAUUGUAAAAAUGUAGAAUAUCUCAGUAACUUUCUAGUUUUCUAAUGAUCUAAGUGAACGGUGCACUCCAUUAAUGCAUAUUUGUGCUUAAUUUCUAAUUUUGUGUAAUAAAUAUUUAAGUUAA
This is a messenger RNA of Mytilus californianus (California mussel), 1316 nucleotides long. Its product is annotated as trichohyalin-like. NCBI's taxonomy places the organism in Eukaryota, Metazoa, Mollusca, Bivalvia, Mytilida, Mytilidae. The transcript has 3 exons. Bases 52 to 1035 code for a protein of 327 amino acids. The record is from RefSeq and is a predicted model, not a curated record.